AUGAAGAAGCUUGUCACUCCGAAGCUUGUCACUCCAAGUUUGAAAUUGGUUCAUCAUGCUCAAUAUGUUGAGCAACUUCAACAUAUCAAAGUUCUCUAUACGUCAUCUCUCUCUAAUAACAGUACUAUAGUUCAGACAUCUCUUGAUCAGUGGAGUACUUCUCAGAAAAAACUCUAUUCUUCCUAUUUUGAUUUUCACUUAGUCAACACGAUUAUUCCACUAUUUGAAAUGGUUUAUGCUUUGUGUGGUUGUAAACUGGACGAAGUAUUUGCUAUUCUUAAUGAUCCUUCAUAUGUCUGUCGUAUGCUAUCAAGGGAAAAAUACCUUUUGACUGUGGGAUCAAUUGGAAGUGUAUGCGCCAUUGGUUAUGUUAGAGCUUUUUUGGAGAAAUUUGAGCAACUCCCUAAGUCUUAUGGGAAGAAAACAUUUGAUUUUUGUGAGCAGCGUGGUCUUAAGCUCUUUAUGGAGUUUACCGGAUUGACCAAACGAUUUGCUGCGAAGGGGAAGACUGAUAAUCCUAAGAAGGAUCUUGGUAAGGGGGCGACUGCUGAUGAGGGUAAAGAUGUUGGAAAUUCUGCUCUUGAGAAGGAUCUUGGUAAGGGGGCUGCUCCUGAUGAGGGUAAAGAUGUCGGAAAUUCUGCUCUUGAGAAGUAUCUUGGUAAGGGGGCUGCUGUUGAUGAGGGUACUGAUGUUGGAAAGUCUACUGUUUGAUGCUGCUGAGACUGUAAGGGUUCUUCUUGAGAAGAAGAACAACAAUGGUGGGAUUAAGGUAGUUGUCAAUAUCUUCAUUGCAGUUGUUGGAAAUAAUAUUUCCAACUAGAAAUGAUGUUAGGCUAAUAGAAUUUCUGAUGAGGGUAGUGAUGUUGUUGACUGUUGAUGCUACUGAGACUGGCUGUGGAAAUAAUAUUUCUAAUAUUUCCAACUAGAAAUGAUGUAUAGGCAAAUAGGAUUUGCAUAGAGAA
Messenger RNA from Salvia miltiorrhiza (redroot sage), 962 nucleotides. RefSeq lists its product as uncharacterized. The record is from RefSeq and is a predicted model, not a curated record. The transcript has 4 exons. The coding region runs from base 1 to 711 and encodes 236 amino acids. NCBI's taxonomy places the organism in Eukaryota, Viridiplantae, Streptophyta, Magnoliopsida, Lamiales, Lamiaceae.